ACAUAAAAAAAAAAAAAACAAAAAUACGAGAGAAGGAGAAAACGCUCUCUUCCUUCCCCCAAAUUCCUUUUUUUUCUUCUCUUUCCUUCACCCACUCUCCAUUAUAUCUCUGUGUUGGAAGCCAUGAAUUCUCUGGCACUAGCUUCAACAACCGGUUCGAUAACCAUUUCUAGGACAACCCAUUCUUGUAAUGGGAGAAGAAGAGUAAGACACAGACCGCGAGCAGCUCUGGUGGAGGCCAGACCUCGACCACCCGUUCCGGCCAUCAGAGAAGGCCCUAACGGCAACAAUGCCGUGCCGGUUCUCGCAGGAGACUCCGCUCUUCUUUCUUCAAGAAAUCGAGCCAACGAUAUGCAAGCCGAGGCCAAAGCAAUGGCGCGUGCCGUCAAUGCCUCCGUCUAUAGCCCUGAAUUGCUUGCCCUAAAGUACGGCUCUCGACCCAUCAAGGUGUUGAUGAGGACUUUGGAAGUAUUUUUCGGGUUGGGUUCGUUUGGCUUUAAGCUGUGGUUAGAUCAGCUGAAUAAGCAGAUCGAUCAGAACAAGAGAGUGCGUGCAAUUGAGCUGAGGAAGAUCUUCACGAGGCUGGGACCUACUUUUGUUAAAAUAGGACAGGGGUUGUCGACCAGGCCGGACCUCUGUCCACCGGAGUACCUCGAGGAGCUUGCUGAACUUCAGGAUGCUUUGCCAACGUUUCCAGACGCAGAGGCAUUUUCAUGCAUUGAGAGAGAGUUGGGAAUCCCACUUGACUCCAUCUACUCAUCAAUAUCCCCAUCUCCAAUUGCUGCGGCCAGUCUAGGCCAAGUUUACAAAGCUCGGCUAAAAUUAUCGGGCCAGAUUGUAGCUGUGAAGGUGCAACGCCCUGGCAUUGAAGAAGCUAUAGGACUUGACUUUUUCCUGAUAAGGGGUCUAGGAUUCAUCAUAAAUAAAUAUGUUGACAUUAUUUCCAGUGAUGUUGUUGCUCUUAUUGAUGAAUUUGCUCGCAGAGUUUAUCAAGAGCUCAACUAUGUGCAGGAGGGUCAGAAUGCAAGGAGGUUUAAAAAGUUGUAUGCUGACAAACAAGAUGUCCUUGUCCCAGAUAUCUUCUGGGAUUACACUAGUGGGAAAGUAUUGACAAUGGAUUGGGUUGAAGGUGUCAAAUUAAAUGAGCAAGAUGCAAUUGAGAGACAAGGGUUGAAAGUUUUGGAUUUGGUGAACACGGGUAUUCAGUGCAGUCUCAGACAGCUGCUUGAGUAUGGAUAUUUUCAUGCAGAUCCUCAUCCUGGUAAUCUCCUGGCAACACCCGAGGGAAAGCUUGCUUUUCUUGAUUUUGGGAUGAUGAGUGAGACUCCAGAAGAAGCAAGAUUUGCCAUCAUUGGUCAUGUUGUUCACAUGGUUAAUCGGGAUUAUGAAGCUAUGGCUCGUGACUACUAUGCUCUAGAUUUUUUGGCACCUGAUGUAGAUGUUUCUCCAAUUGUACCAGCACUUCGGAACUUCUUUGAUGAUGCACUUAAUUCUACUGUGAGCGAACUCAACUUUAAAACAAUAGUUGACGGUUUGGGUGCUGUUCUAUAUCAAUAUCCUUUUAAUGUCCCAGCUUAUUAUGCAUUAAUAUUGAGGUCGCUUACCGUACUAGAAGGUUUAGCCCUGUAUGCUGAUCCUGAAUUUAAGGUCCUGGCUGCUUCAUAUCCAUAUUUUGCUAAAAGACUUCUAACAGAUCCAAAUCCAUAUCUGAGAGAUGCUCUGAUUGAGUUGCUUUUCAAGGAUGGGAGGUUCAGAUGGAAUAGACUUGAAAACCUGCUUGUUCAGGGUAAAAAAGAUAGAGAUUUUUCUGCAAAUGAUGCUUUACAACCUGUCCUGAAGCUGUUGUUGGGUCCAGAAGGUGAAGAGCUCAGGGUUUUAGUUAUUAAAGAAGCUAUCAGUGUUACUGAAGCUGUUAUUCUGGGCUCAAUGAUUGAUUCUUACAACUCCAUGCCUGAUCUUAUGAGGACUCUUAUUUUCAAUGCCAAUACAAGUGGGCCUCUUAGUGGGCCUCUUACAAUGAGUGAUGCUGAACGAGAAAGCAUGAUGCAGCUUAAAGAGCAAGUGUUUAGGAUUUGGGGGCUUCUGCGAACCUCAGAGAAUUUUGAUCCUGCACUUUUGCAGCCCAUUUUGCAGGUCCUGCAAGAACCUGAGGCACGCAGCCUUGGGGGGCGUGUAAUUGGUGGAAUCACUCAGCGUUUAGCGGCACGCUUGCUGAAACAAGUUCUCCGAGUUCCAACAACGGUUCCUGCUUCGGUUCCAUAAGCAUUGUUAAGAGCUUUCAGGUGAGAUAAUACAUGUGACAUAUUUCAACUUAACAACAUUUGGUUAACAGCUACAAUUGAAAAAGUAGAACGAAAGGAAAAGUGAAUCACAUGAUUUUGCCACAAUAAUGUGCAAGCCAGCUUGUUGAAUGGUUGCUUCUUGUACCCAAAGGGGCUUUCUGGGCAACCAGGGAAAUUGAACUCAAAUUCAUAGCUUCUGAGAUGAGUCAACCAGGGAAAAUGAACUCAAAUUCACACACAACUUUGUUCUUCAUGGCGUUUAAAUGUCUGUUUCUUCUCAUCACACUUGUUUAGAAUAAGAUCAUUCUAGUCCAGCUUCUUCAAGGAAUUCAAUUAUUCAUAUUUUUUAUUAUUGUCUUCCUAGUGUUUAUUGUGUCAAAGUCAAACCAACCUGUGUACAAAUACCAUGUGAAUCACAAUCAAGUAAUUUUAUUUUCAUGGGACAUCCAAUAA
This is a messenger RNA of Cornus florida, 2735 nucleotides long. RefSeq names its product protein ACTIVITY OF BC1 COMPLEX KINASE 3, chloroplastic. The record is from RefSeq and is a predicted model, not a curated record. Gene Ontology annotation, molecular function: protein kinase activity; ATP binding. The coding region runs from base 124 to 2262 and encodes 712 amino acids. The transcript is spliced from 7 exons. Gene Ontology annotation, biological process: protein phosphorylation. Lineage: Eukaryota; Viridiplantae; Streptophyta; Magnoliopsida; Cornales; Cornaceae.